Molecule: messenger RNA, 393 nt
Organism: Lichtheimia ornata
Lineage: Eukaryota; Fungi; Mucoromycota; Mucoromycetes; Mucorales; Lichtheimiaceae
Exons: 4
Coding region: 1-393 (130 amino acids)
Source: RefSeq, a predicted model, not a curated record
AUGGACCCAACUUCCACCGCCAUCCACGUUAAUGCUCCUAUGCAUACUAAGAUUUGCUCAGCACAAAAUACCACCUAUGCUCAGGAAGCAAGCUCCAAGCGUAAAAUGACUAUGCAUUCUGGCGAAUCAUCAGGAAGCAAAAAGCCACGCGAUGAUGGCGUUGAUGAUUCUUUUGAAGAGUAUACACAUGGUGCUUCCCUUGACUACUCUCUUUUGCUUCGAUGGGCCUAUCAUUUGUGUACAAAGAAAGUGGCAGCAUUAAAUACUUGGUCAUUUCAUAUGACUCAAGAGCAAGAAAUCCAAACCGAAGCUGAUGUAUUGAAACGCCUUUCAGCGAGCAUUCUCUCCAACGAUAAGGAUGCCACCCUUUCAUCAUUGCAAGCACUUAAGUAA